Aspergillus ochraceoroseus IBT 24754 is the source of this 836-nucleotide messenger RNA. RefSeq lists its product as uncharacterized. Lineage: Eukaryota; Fungi; Ascomycota; Eurotiomycetes; Eurotiales; Aspergillaceae. The coding region runs from base 238 to 699 and encodes 153 amino acids. The transcript is spliced from 3 exons. The record is from RefSeq and is a predicted model, not a curated record.
CGUGACUAUCGACGUAAUCGGAGGUGUCCGAGUGUCACGUGAAGCGGCGUGGCCAAGGGCGUCGUCGAGGCUUGAGUUUGGAAACCCGAUGGAAAGACCCUGCGAUUGGGAAACUACAACCAGUUUCUACGCCUAAGGAGAGAGAAAAAAGACCCCUUGGUUUGUCGCCAUCACGCUGUUGAUUAAAAGUUGGCGAUUGCAGAAAAGAAAAAAAGAUUCGACGGGAUCUAGCGUCAAAUGGAAGGCACAUAUUCUUCGUCCAGACGAAAUCGCAGAGACGAUGAUCGCUAUGAAAGAAGCAAACGAGAUGACGGGCGGAGCUAUCGCAGGUCUCGCAGUCCCGAGCGGCGAUAUCGUGACCGCGACCGAGAUUCAUACCGAAGACGCGACCGCUCCAUAGAUAGACGCGACGAUUACCGUGAUGAAGAUAACUAUCGACGACGAGAUCGUUCUCGCGAGCGGCGACGCUCUAGAGAUAGAGACCAUGACCGGGAUCACCGCCGAAGGAGUCGCGAAAGGGAUUAUCGAACCAGGCGAGAUGACUCCCGCGACAGGGCGCGCAGACGGACAGACGAUUCUGCUGACUUGAAGCACAAGUCUAGACGGGAUGAUAGUCGAGAUCGGACAAAAGGGGCGGACUCUAAGUCUCGUGAGGUACGCUUCUAUUUCAUGUCCCACUCACACCCAUCGAUUUCGUAAAGCCAGAUACUAAACUUUUUAUAUUUAGACCUCAAAACCUUCGACUCCGGCCGCCGCUGUUCCUACAGAAGACGAAAAGCGAGCCGAGAGACUGGCGAAAUUAGAAGCAUGGAAACAGAAGCAGGCCGCCGAGAAAG